Messenger RNA from Leptomonas pyrrhocoris, 351 nucleotides. Its product is annotated as putative mitochondrial Cytochrome c oxidase copper chaperone. Gene Ontology annotation, cellular component: mitochondrial intermembrane space. The transcript has a single exon. Gene Ontology annotation, molecular function: copper ion binding; copper chaperone activity. The record is from RefSeq and is a predicted model, not a curated record. The coding region runs from base 127 to 351 and encodes 74 amino acids. NCBI's taxonomy places the organism in Eukaryota, Euglenozoa, Kinetoplastea, Trypanosomatida, Trypanosomatidae.
GGUUUUAUUCAACCCCCCGCAGCACCCCAUCAACUCACUAAGGCAGGAAACGGAGUCAGAGCACACAACACACGCCGUUUACGUUCUACGUUGGCCCCACCUCCUCCUUCAUUUGGCUGCGUCAUCAUGGGUAACAGCAACUCCGCCAGCACCGCCGAGCCGCCGAAGGCGCCGACGUGCAAGAUCUGCUGCGCCUGUCCGCAGGAGCGCCGUGCGAGGGAUGAGUGCACCCUCCUGAAGAGCAUGGACGAGUGUUCGCAGGAGAUCGACGCAUUCUAUGCGUGUUUGCUGAAGGAGGGCUUUAGCGCCGCAGAGGUUGAUGCGCUGAAGCGGAACACCAAGAAAAUGUAG